Molecule: messenger RNA, 895 nt
Organism: Panicum virgatum (switchgrass)
Lineage: Eukaryota; Viridiplantae; Streptophyta; Magnoliopsida; Poales; Poaceae
Product: FCS-Like Zinc finger 3-like
Exons: 2
Coding region: 144-524 (126 amino acids)
Source: RefSeq, a predicted model, not a curated record
UCGCGUAUAAAGAAGCCGGCACAUCUCCUUCCGCUCCGGCAUCACCCCGGAAGCAGGAAAUAAUCCAGGUCAAAUGCUAAUCGAGUGAACUACUACUGCUACACUAGUUGUUGUUCUUGCCCACGAUACGUAAGGGGAUCGGAAUGAUGGAGGCGAGGUAUGUGAAGGUGGCGUCCCGGUUCUUCCUCGCCGGGAAGGUCGGGAACGCCGGCGAUGGCUGCGGCGGCGGCGGUCAUGGCCGCCACUUCCUCGACGCCUGCUUCCUGUGCAAGCGCGAGAUCACCUCGGACCGCCACAUCUUCAUGUACAAGGGCGACGCGGCGUUCUGCAGCGACGAGUGCAGGCAGGACCAGAGGGCGAUGGACGCCGCGCUCAAGGCCGCCAGGCGCCGCCACCGCGCCCUGCUGCGCAGCGCGUCCCUGCCAGCGCCGGCCGCGGGGAGCGCGCCGGUGGGGACGAUGCCCCGGAGGCCGACCGUCGCGGCGGGCCUUGCCGCCGCGACACUGUACGUCAUGCCCGGCUAGCUAGCCAUGGACAUAGCGCUAGUGAGCUGCCUCUCGGUAGUCGGUCGCGGAUUAUUCAUGCUGUAGCUGGAGGAAGAUGCGCACGCGGUCUAUGCAAAAAAUUUUUGCCGUCUCUCACUCGGAUGGUUGGUAUAUUUCGUGGCCUGCGUGCUAGCUGCUCCGACGGAGAAGAUGCAGGGGCGAGCUGGGCUUUGCAUGACCAUGCCGUUGGUUGCAAAAGCUAGCGGAUUAAUCCAAUUCAAGCCCAUGGAAACGGUAGAUUAUUUUAUUUUGAAGGGAAAUAAAAAUACAUGAUGGAAAAUUGUGUGCAGUGAAGGGGAAAAAUACAUGGAAAAAUUGUGUACAUGGAAAUAUAUACCAUUCGUACCGUA